CCCUACUCCUCCAUUUGUUUUCAUCAUUCGCACAUUAUGGACUUGACUAGCACGUAAAUUCACUUCACUUGACAGACUGAAAAUAUUCGAUUUCACUUCCAGGAGUCAACAGCCGAGUCCAGACGACUCAUCUAUACACAUUCAAGGUCAACUGGUUCAAGUGAUGCCACCAACGGGUACCAUAUUUUACAAUGACGUGAGCGAUGUAAACGGUGGGCCGAAGAGGGGGUUCCCCACGUGCCAGUCUACGGGCAGCGCGCUGUCUGAGCUGCCCCUCAAGAUGGCGGAGGACAGCCACGAGGACACCCCGGAGGAAGGGAUCGCGCUCAAGAGGAGGGUCGGACUGCUCUCGGGGGUCGCACUCAUCGUGGGAACCAUGAUCGGCUCUGGUAUUUUCGUUUCCCCGAAAGGUGUCCUCCUGCGUUCGGGUUCAGUGGGACUCAGUCUAGUCAUUUGGGCAGGCUGUGGUAUUCUGUCUCUGCUAGGGGCCCUGUGCUACGCAGAGCUGGGCACGAUGAUCACCAAGUCGGGUGCCGAGUACAGCUACAUGAUGGAUGCUUUCGGGCCGCUGCCGGCCUUCCUGUUCUCGUGGGUGUCGGUACUGGUGCUGAAGCCCUCCAUGCUGGCCAUCAUCUGCCUCUCGCUCGGCAAAUAUGUCGUCGAGCCCUUCUACAUCGAAUGCGUUCCGGAAAUGCUCUCUGUCAAGCUCUUCGCAGCUUUCUCCAUAGGUGUCAUUACUUACAUCAACUGCCAAAGUGUGAAAUUAGCUACUCGUAUACAGAACUUUUUCACCACUGCGAAACUACUAGCCAUAGCAAUCAUCGUAGUCGGAGGUAGCAUCAAACUUGUCCAAGGUCACACGCAGCACCUGGCCACCGGUUUCGACGGCGUCAGCGUCUCUUUCUCGGACAUCGCCACGGCAUUCUAUAGCGGUUUGUGGGCCUACGACGGAUGGAAUAACCUGAAUUAUGUGACAGAAGAGCUCAAAAAUCCAUAUGUGAACUUGCCCCUGGCCAUAUCGAUUGGGAUACCAGUAGUGACAUUUUGCUAUAUUUUAGUGAAUAUUUCCUAUAUCACAGUCAUGUCCUCAGCAGAACUUUUGGCAUCAGAAGCUGUCGCAGUGACGUGGGCUGGUCGAGUUCUGGGAGUCUUGGCCUUUGUGAUGCCUAUAUCAGUAGCUUUAAGCUCUUUCGGAGCUGGAAAUGGUUCCUGUUUCACUGGUGGAAGGCUAUGCUAUGUUGCAGCUCGUGAAGGGCACCUUGUUGAUAUCUUAUCGUACCUGCACGUUCGGCGGCAUACCCCAUCGCCAGCCCUCAUAUUUAACGCCAUUUUAGCCAUCUGCAUGAUCGUCCCCGGGGACAUCGGAAGCCUCAUCGACUUCUUUAGUUUCACCGCAUGGCUGUUCUACGGAAUGACGUUCCUGGCCCUUAUCGUCAUGCGACACACCAAGCCAGACCUACGGAGGCCAUAUAAGGUCCCCAUUUGGAUUGCCUACGUGGUCUUGGUCAUCUCCGUGUUUCUGGUGGUGGCGCCAAUCGUCGAGAACCCGCAGAUCGAAUACCUGUACGCCUCCUCCUUUGUGCUGUCGGGACUUCUUGUUUACAUUCCUUUUGUCCACUACAAGCUACACCUCAACAUUAUGGGUAACAUUACCAUUUUCUUCCAACUCCUUCUCGAAGUUGCGCCCACGAAAUACGUCCCCGACUGAAAGUUUCGUAAAUCCGGAAGUCAGCGGAGAGAAUGGAGAAUGUGCGGAAGUGACGUACUGGGAAGCGUUGGCUGUUGUCACUGACAACUCAAAAGUGAUAUAAAUUCCACACAAGCUGGUGAUACGAAAUUUUUAAAUUCAACAGAUCAAAACACAUAUAUAAAUAAAUAAACAGGAAUGUAAAAAGCAAAGUAUAAUUCGUUCCGAUCGAACUUUGUUUUUUCUGUGUCAAUAUUCCAUUUGAGCUCAACAUGCAUUCGACAGAAAACAGGUGCUCUUCCAUAGACCUAAUAGUUGCCAGCGGGCGAUUGCGGAAAACUGGAUUGUCCAACAAGGAUUGAAAUUCGUUUCCGAAUCGUCUUCCAUGUGAUGACAGAAAUACUUGGUUUUUAAAGACAAAGCUUCAAUAAAAUUAUU
This is a messenger RNA of Uloborus diversus, 2125 nucleotides long. RefSeq names its product b(0,+)-type amino acid transporter 1-like. Gene Ontology annotation, cellular component: membrane. Gene Ontology annotation, molecular function: L-amino acid transmembrane transporter activity. Gene Ontology annotation, biological process: amino acid transmembrane transport. The transcript has 14 exons. Lineage: Eukaryota; Metazoa; Arthropoda; Arachnida; Araneae; Uloboridae. The record is from RefSeq and is a predicted model, not a curated record. The coding region runs from base 164 to 1708 and encodes 514 amino acids.